Molecule: messenger RNA, 1479 nt
Organism: Fusarium pseudograminearum CS3096
Lineage: Eukaryota; Fungi; Ascomycota; Sordariomycetes; Hypocreales; Nectriaceae
Exons: 1
Coding region: 1-1479 (492 amino acids)
Biological process (GO): chromatin remodeling
Cellular component (GO): nucleus
Molecular function (GO): histone H3K36 demethylase activity; histone H3K9 demethylase activity
Source: RefSeq, a predicted model, not a curated record
AUGGAGAUUCAACAUCCGUCGCAUGGGUUUGCGACUCCUCGUCUUCAAUUCCAGCACUCUUCGCCGCACCUUCAGCCGCCCGCGCCUGCGCCGGAACCUAUUUCCGCUCCUCAGAUUGUCAACGGGCAGGGUCCAAUCCCCGCCAACUCACCAAACGUCAUGGAACCAGCGCCAUGUCCUCAGCCGCUCCCAAUCACUGAAUGUCCUUCUUCACUGCCAGACAUCAAUAGAAUUCAACCAUCUCUAGCCCCAGCAAAUGAGCCUUUGCUUCCUCCCGAACUUGACCAAGAUGAUGCCAGUUCAAUUCUGAGUGACCUGUCGUCAGAACUUGGUGAACCUCCUGCUGAACUUCCAACCGAACUUGAUCCAAUCGAUUUUGACUGGGACGGCCCCAAAGGUCAUGAAGUUCUGCGACUCAAACCCACUGUACGACAGUGGAACGAUUUUUCAGCUAAUCUUGCUUUCGCCCGAAGCCUCAAAGCUGAAAACAAUGGCUGCUUCAAAAUGGUUCUCCCAGAAGAGCUUCUGGAGGAUCUACCAGAAAAAGACUCCCAAAAGGUUCCUGCAAAUGCAUACCGACCCAAUCAGAUCAAGAAGAACAGCUUCUGGCGAGUUGAGACUGUUUCCUCUGUGGGCAGCUUCAGCUCAUCAAUCACCGGUCCACAAUGCAAGGUUUCUGCCACCCAGGCCAUUGACCAGCUACGAAAGUUGUACCGGAAGAAUGAUCGCAAACAAAUCCGCAAUGUACGCUAUCGAGCUGAUGUCCCUGCAUGGACUCCCGAACAGCGCCUCGAAGCUGGUGUUCCUGAGAGGAGCCCAAUUUAUCCUUUGAAAGGCGACAGGCUCGACAAGACCAAGGCCAUCAUCCCUGGAAUCCACACACCUUAUGUGUAUGAAUCAGGGCCUCAUUUCGGGGCAAGCUUCCAGAUACACGCUGAGGACUUCAGACUUGUUUCACUCAACCAUUUGUAUAAAGGUCGAAAGAUUUGGAUCGUGGUCCCUUCUACUGCUGUUGACGUUGCCGAGGAAGCUCUUGGACGAAAAGGCAAAUGUUCCCAGUUCAUGCGACAUCGAGCCGAGUUCUUCUUCCCUCAGAAGCUCGAAAAGUUAGGCAUACCCUUCCGCAUCGUCGACCAACGUCCUGGUGAGACCAUAGUAAUUCUGCCCGACGCAUAUCAUGAAGGAUUUAGCACAGGGUACAGCAUUGCCGAAGCCAAAAACUAUGCGGAUGAUGAUUGGACUACCGAAACAUAUCAGGAAUGCGAAGCGAAGUGUAAGCUUGCCACAAUGAUUCCUGCGGAUUUGAUGCGGCCCUUGAAUGACGGAGAGACCCAGCUUGACCUUUGUUCGGGUUUCGAAUUGCUGUCAAAAGAUACACCUCCGGCCACGCCACCAACAACACCGCCAACCGCAAAUAUAAAACGACGUCUCGAUAGCGAAGGACAGAGAGUUGGAAAUAACAAACGAGUCAAGGCGUAG